GGUUUCCUGUGUUACCGCCCUUGGACUGAGACAGUGAAGACGGGUGUGGGUUUUUUUUGCUUUCCGACCAGGAAUAGGUCAAUAAAGGAUAAAGCGCUUGCGGGAAUUUCACUCAGGCACUUAAACUGGACUGCAGUCUCUCUCUGACGGACGGUGUGUGAACCAUGGCUCUACCGUUUAAGAAAGAUCUAGAGAAGUAUAAGGAGAUCGAUGAGGAUGAGAUUCUGGACAAGCUUUCAGAGGAGGAGCUCAAGCAACUGGAGAGUGCUCUAGAAGAGAUCGACCCCGAGAAUGCUUUGCUGCCAGCCGGCCUCAGGCAGAAGGACCAGACCGCAAAAGCAGCCACAGGUCCUUUUAACCGCGAAAAACUGCUGCAGUAUCUGGAGAAGGAGGCUAUGGACUAUAAAGACAGAGAAGAUUACGUCCCCUUCUCCGGAGAGAAGAAAGGAAAGGCAUGGAUUCCCAAGCAGAAACCAAUGGAGAUCCAUCAGGAGCAAGCCACAACCCUUGACCCGGAAUUGGAAGAGGCACUUUCUAGCGCUACUGACACCGAACUGCAUGACUUGGCAGCUAUUCUUGGAGUGACCACACUAGUGAUGAGCUCGCAGAGUUAUGACGGCACCUGUACAGAUGGUUAUAACAAUGUUAUUAAAGGAGAAAAGGUAAAGCCAGUUUUCGAUGAGCCACCAAACCCUACAAACGUGGAGGAAACGCUACAGCGGAUAAAAUCCAAUGAUUCCUCGCUGACUGAAGUCAAUCUCAACAACAUAAAGAACAUUCCAAUCCCGACUCUAAAGGACUUUGCAAAAGCCAUGGAGAGAAACACUCAUGUGAAGAAGUUCAGUCUGGCUGCCACCAGGAGCAAUGACCCUGUUGCCGUGGCCUUCUCAGACAUGCUACGAGAGAAUAAGACGCUAAAAAGUUUGAAUCUGGAGUCUAAUUUUAUCACUGGCGCAGGAGUUCAGGCUCUGGUAGAAGCUCUGCGGGACAAUGAUGCGCUCACAGAGAUCAAGAUUGACAACCAGCGGCAGCAGCUCGGUACGUCGACAGAGAUGGAGAUUGCUAAGAUGCUGGAGCAGAAUACAAGCAUCGUGAAGUUUGGGUACCACUUCACCCAACAGGGUCCCAGAUCCCGCGCUGCUGCAGCCAUCACAAAAAACAACGACCUAGUGCGGCGGAGGCGAGUAGAGAAGGAUGUGUAGAGCAUAUUCUCCUCUCUCUCUCUUCUCUCUCUCUCUCUCAAGCUCAUCGGGCUCUUGUGCCAAACCCUCUGAGGGAGCCACUUCACCUGAAGAAGGGACACAACUGGAUACUUUGCCUCCCUAAUGUUAAUACUCAAUAAUCUUUUUCUGUAUUAUUAUUAUUGGUUAUUGUUGUUUUUAUAGCUGCAAUUCUUUUGCAUCCAUUUUUUUGUUCAUUUUUUGCAUGUGUAAAAUCUUUUCUGCUGUUUUCUUUGAACAAGUUCUUUGAAAUGAAACUAAACAGGUUGCAACGGUUACACACAUGCACUCAAGAGCUAUAGUGACCUCUUCAUGGAUGGGCUGGAUCAGAACCUGUUGCCCACAUUCACUCUGAACAAAUCUAGACUCAACUUGACUGGAUCUGCUGUGUUCCCCGCUUAAUGUGAGCUAAAUCUAGAUUUGUCGAGUCUGGGUUUGGAGCACAGAUUUGAACAGGUUAGCUAAUAAGUUGCGCUGAUCGUAACAGACACUCCUUAAUAAAAGUCAUCUAUACUCUCACGGUUAGCUUUAGUUCUUUUGGCAUGGGUUUUACUUCACUGUAAAAAGUUCACUAGCUUUAGUUCACUGCGGCUGUAGUUCUAUCGGCAUGGGUUGUGUGUGGAUGUCUUUGGGCAGCUGGGUCGUCUCUAAAACUCAGCUUCCACACUGCACCUCAUCACAUGUUCUCUCGUCGGUUUUGCUGCUGAUUGUGACAAUUCGUAUUGUAAAAUUCACCUCUAUUUCCGAAACACACCACCUGACACUGUGUGUCUGAGGAAUUACAGUGCUAAUUUAAGAUCAGUGCCCCAUUUUCAUCAGUUGUCAUUGGAAAUGGAAAAACGUACUAGAUCAGCACUAAUUCCAACCUUGGGUGUGUAGAUGAUGGUGAAAGGUUGACCAGUUUCACUUAGGACUUAAAAACUGUAGAGGUUUAUUUCCACUGAGCAAUGCACUAAGGGAUAUUUUCUUCUUUUUUUUCAACACAGGAAGUGAGCAUUUAUGUAAUGUAGUUCUCAAUUAUAGAUUUUGUUUAUUUCCUGUAGAUAAAUUUUAAAUGACAUUUCUAAUACCAUGCCAAAGACUAACAUUUAAUGCUCUUAAAUAUUAGGUCAGACAAGAUAGGUUAGGAUUUAAUUUUUUGAGUUUAUUAAAGGAAUAAUUUACCCUAAAAACAAAUUGCUUAAUUACUUGCCCUGAAAUUUUCCAAACCUGUAUGCUGGUAUUUUUUAUUUAUUUGUGUGUGUGUGUGUAUAACACAAAAUGUGAAUUUUUAAAAGUAUUUUCACACAAUUUAUUGUAACCACAGCUGUCAAACACUUAGCUUUAUGUGUUAUCAAGUUAUGCUCGUUUUGUAUGUGGGUUACAACGAAAUUUAAGUCGCUCAUUGAAGGCGUGAAAAAAAAUUCACCAUCAACCAAUCGCAAAAUGGGUUGGAUAAGUUUAGGGAUGCACUAUAUUGGAAUUUUGCCAAUAUCUGAUAUGCCGAUAUUUUUCAACUAAUUUUGACCGAUACCAAUAUAUUUCCUUUUGCUUGGAAUGAACACAAAGUCAAAUUAUAAGCAAAAUAUUUUUCAUUUUUCAAAAUAACUUAUUUGUUAGAAUUAAACAACAAUGAAGGUUUUUUUGACAGUACAUUUGAAGCUUUGGAAAUAACUAUAGCCUAAAUAAACUAUAUAUCAAUCGCUGCAUUUUUUUUCCGGAAAGAUGCCAUGUUAAACCCUAAUAUUUUACGAUUUAACAUUUAUAGAUGGUCUUUAAAAAAUAUUUUAGAGCUUAUUAUUUGUUUAAAAAAUAAAACCUAUUUCACGUUAAUGAAUAAAUCAGUAUAUAUAUAAUGAAUUUACAAGUGUCAUGUUUGAUUUUUUAAAUUUUUUUUUCAUGUAAGCUAUAGCUUCUGACCUUUAAAUCAAAACAUACUCAUUUUAUGACCUUAAUUACUGCUUUAUUUAAUCCGAAACAAUCUAAAUGUUAUUUUGGUUAGGCUAUUUUACUUUUAAUUCAAUUAGAAGUAUGUCUAUAGUGCCCCCUUACAGAUUAAAACUCCUUACCGAAAGGGCGUUAGGGCCUGGGGGAUGCGGUCACUGCUGCCCCCUGCAAAAAUUUGCUUCAAGAAUGAGUCACACUGCUGACUUCUAAUCACUAGCACACCCUGAGACGAGACAUAUCUGCAUUAUUUUUUAUAUCGGACCAAUGCUGAUAUUUACAGUUAAAGCCACUGUCGCCGAUUCCGUUAUCAGUCCAAUAAUAUUAGUCAUUCCUAGACAAGAUGUAGUCACUACAGGUUUUAUAUGGAAAAUAGCUGCAUGAAGUUUCUUCAAAAGUUAUCCCAUUAAAAAAAAACAAAAACUAAUCAGAUAUGGGUUUGGAACAACAUGAGGGUUAAUAAAUGACAAAACAUUCAAGUUGUGGUGGAUUAUUCCUUUAGUUUAUGUAGGAUCUCUGCAUCUAGAAGAACAUUUUUGAAGCACAUGGUCUGUGCUAAAGAGGAAAUUAGGGAACUAGUUUAACGAGUGCGAGAGGGAUGAGAAAAAUGUUGUCCUAAACAGCAACCAAUUCUGUAAGCAUUUAACAGUCCUGGGGCAGCCAGAGCCUCGAACAUACACGCAUGUUUGCGAUCACAUGCAUGUUUGCAUUGUAAAGCAAAGCUGUAUCUUUUUGCGAUAUAACAUGCUUUCGUUAUACCAGUUAACCUUUAUACCGUUGGCCGUUUUCUGUGAGCUUGUAUGUCCUACGAGGUUCAUUGAUUGCGGUAUGUAAUGUAGAGCACAUAUGCUUUGGCACGUUUUUGAGGAAGGUGGUGAAGCUAUCCAAUGGACCUUCUGCACAAAAGUAUGGCAUCUCGGACUAAGCAGUUUUGAGCAUGCCCGGUAUGGAUUAUACAGCUGGAUUUUAAAGGGGAACAUGUUGUAUACCUGCUUUAAAUGCAAAAGCUUGGACCAAUUUUGAAGUGUAACUUUUCUCGCCUUGACAUUGCGAUUCAUUGUUUUGUUCCGUUUUGUAAGAGCCUUGUGUAUCAAGUGAAUUUAAGUUGAUUGUUUUCUUUCUUUUUUCUUUGUGAAAAAUGCUGAAUUGUGUAUGAAAGCCAUUUUUUCCCCUUGCUUUUUUCAGGUUAUGGUUCAUGUUUCAUUCCAUCUUUGUUUGAUUAUGGGUUAAAGGUUCAUGCUUUGCUAAAAGCUUGUGCUUGUAAGAAAGUUAUGCUCUGCAAUAUUACCAUGAGUUGUUUGAAAUAUCCAUCUCAAAUCCUCUUCAGAAGAUUCCACUCGUAUAUAGAUAUACAUAUAAAUAUCAUGUAUUGUAAAUGUCUCCUAUGUUGCCACAGUUUUGUAUGUUGAUACGACAUGUCUGGAUCCCAGAAGAGGAAAGCUUGUUAUGUACUGUUAAUAACAAACAACUCUGUAAAGUAUCAGAUGUCCUCAAUAACACGUAUGUUUUUACAGA
Carassius auratus (goldfish) is the source of this 4658-nucleotide messenger RNA. Its product is annotated as tropomodulin-2-like. Lineage: Eukaryota; Metazoa; Chordata; Actinopteri; Cypriniformes; Cyprinidae. Gene Ontology annotation, molecular function: tropomyosin binding. The record is from RefSeq and is a predicted model, not a curated record. Gene Ontology annotation, cellular component: cytoskeleton; myofibril; striated muscle thin filament. The coding region runs from base 165 to 1202 and encodes 345 amino acids. The transcript is spliced from 10 exons. Gene Ontology annotation, biological process: pointed-end actin filament capping; muscle contraction; actin filament organization.